This is a messenger RNA of Schistocerca nitens (vagrant locust), 355 nucleotides long. Its product is annotated as fatty acid synthase-like. The transcript is spliced from 3 exons. The record is from RefSeq and is a predicted model, not a curated record. Gene Ontology annotation, molecular function: fatty acid synthase activity. Lineage: Eukaryota; Metazoa; Arthropoda; Insecta; Orthoptera; Acrididae. The coding region runs from base 53 to 355 and encodes 100 amino acids. Gene Ontology annotation, biological process: fatty acid biosynthetic process.
CUAUGAGAGCAGCUGGGUACACUGCGAGAAGGGACUCCGUUUUGCCGCAGAGAUGGGUACUCCUGAGAAGCCAACGGUCGUCAUCUCCGGCAUGUCCGGACGCUUUCCGGGAUGCGACUCAGUAGAGGAGCUAAAGGAAAAGCUGUACAGUGGAGAGAACAUGGUAACUGCCGGCGGGUGCCGCUGGGGGAGUGGAUUGUGGGGUGAAGAACCCCAUAUAGGCAAGCUAAACAGCCUUUCACAUUUUGAUGCAGAAUUCUUUAAUCUUCCCCCUGCAAUAGCUGAUAAAAUGGAUCCACAAGCUCGCAUAAUGACUGAAGUUGUGUGUGAAGCUAUAAUUGAUGCUGGUAUGUAA